AUGAACAAGAAAAAUAAUAUUAUCCUUAUAUCGAAUUAUAGAAAGCGUCCCAUAUACUGCUCUCAUGUAGCUAAGAGUUUUACUACUACAGAUAUGUCAACAUCAAAAAUAUAUACUAAAAGAGAGAAAAAAAAUGUAUUAUAUUUUUUUAUAAAGUUUUUUGUAUUUACCCUUUCAAUUUGGAUAUUGCAAUGUUUUAAUAAUUGGGAUUCUUGCAAAUUUUGGAAUUACAAAAAUGACUUAAAUAUAUUAGAUUUAGUAUCUAAAAGAUCAUUAGCAGAAAAUUAUGAUACAAUAAAACAAACAAAAAGUAAAUUAGGAUUGGGGGAACAAGGUACGAUAGAAGCACAUUUAGAAACAAAGAAUGAACAAAGUGGAAUAAAGCAAAAUAUAGAUGUAGAAAAAGGAAAUGAAGUAGUCACAAAAGAUAGAAAUAAUAAAGUAAAAUGUAAUAAGAAAAUUUUAAGCAAAUGCAGAAGUAAUAUAAAACUAAUUUCCUCAUCCUUUGCAUUUUUUUUAUCUUUUUUUCUUUUUAUAUUAUCUAUUAUAGGACAAUUCACUUUUAUACCAUUCACAAACUAUUUUUUUUUAUUACUUCCUUUGUCUCUUGUAAUAAAUUCAAUUAUUUUAACACAUGAGAGAACCGAAAUAAAAUAUAAAAAUAAAUUUUAA
Messenger RNA from Plasmodium relictum, 672 nucleotides. Its product is annotated as fam-h protein. The record is from RefSeq and is a predicted model, not a curated record. Bases 1 to 672 code for a protein of 223 amino acids. The transcript has 2 exons. NCBI's taxonomy places the organism in Eukaryota, Apicomplexa, Aconoidasida, Haemosporida, Plasmodiidae.